Messenger RNA from Sporothrix schenckii 1099-18, 1431 nucleotides. RefSeq lists its product as uncharacterized. Lineage: Eukaryota; Fungi; Ascomycota; Sordariomycetes; Ophiostomatales; Ophiostomataceae. The transcript has a single exon. Bases 1 to 1431 code for a protein of 476 amino acids. The record is from RefSeq and is a predicted model, not a curated record.
AUGUUGAUCGGACUGUCACCACGACGGCGGUUCGCCGUCAUCAGCAUCUUCUCCUUUGUCGUGCUCCUCGCACUCUUCUCGCGCACCGAGAUGGGCGUAACGGCCCUCGACACCGUCAAGGAAAAGCUGCCGCUGCCGCCCAUGCGCAGCGGACAGGGACAAGGAAAGGAAGAAAAAGAAAAGCCACGACCGCACCCCAAGUACAAGCCGCUGCCCUCCGACAACAACGGAUACGUCCCGCCGCCGGUGCGCGAACCCUUCCCGCUGCUAGCCAACUCGGACGCGUCGACGCUGCCGCCGCCGAUCCCUGAGUGGAACCGCCCGCGGCCGAAUCUGCACACCGAGUACGGCCUCGCGACGCCGCCGCCCCUGCUCAUUGGCUUCACGCGGUCGUGGCCGAUGCUGCUGCAGGCGGUGGUGUCGUACAUCACGGCCGGGUGGCCCGCCGAGCAAAUCUACGUGGUGGAGAACACGGGCGUGCAGCAGGCCAACACGCGCGGCCAGCUGACGCUGCAGCACCCGUUCUACCUCAACCACACGACGCUGCGCCGGCUGGGCGUCAACGUCGUGCAGACGCCGGUGUUGCUGACGUUUGCGCAGCUGCAAAACUUUUACCUGUCGCUGACGUACGCGCGCGGGUGGACGUACUACUUUUGGUCGCACAUGGAUGUGCUGACGCUGUCGUAUGAGGAGGGGCUGGACGGCGUGACGCCGCCGUACAGCGACAAGGGUGUGAAUGGCAAGGCCGGCUCCGGGUACAAGACGGUGUACGAGCUGUGCUGCCAGGCGCUGCAGGGCACGCUGCUCGACGACCCGCACUGGGGCCUGCGGUUUUUCGCCUACGACCACCUGGCGCUGGUCAACCCGGCGGCCUACGAGGCCGUCGGCGGCUGGGACACGCUGAUUCCCUACUACAUGACGGACUGCGACAUGCACGCGCGCCUGGGCAUGGCCAACUGGACCAUUGAGGACCGACGCGCCGGCAUCGUCACCGACGUCAACACCGUGCUCGCCGACCUGGCCGUGCUGUACCGCGUCGACGGGCUGCCGGACCCCGACUUUGUCGACCCCAACCCGCGGCCGCAGACGGCGGAGGAAAAGAAGAUUCACGGGCGCGACGAUGAGGCUGCUGCGCCCGCGCCCCCCGCCGACACCCGCCUCGACCAGUGGCGCAAGCUCCGCGACGUCUCCGACCGCAUGUUCCAGUACAAGCACGGCGACCGCGAGCGCAACACGUGGCAGGCCGGCCAGACGGGCGGCCAGGGCGAGAAGUUUUACUAUCCGGCCCAGGGCAUCGCCGAAGGCAUCGACGUCCUGACCGAGGCGGGCCGGGAGGUGUACCGGCGCAAAUGGGGCCACCGGGACUGCGACCUGGUCGACGGGGCCGGGCUGUCGCUGUGGGACCAGUGGCUCGUAGAGAAGGAUUGGUAG